Molecule: messenger RNA, 2023 nt
Organism: Drosophila yakuba
Lineage: Eukaryota; Metazoa; Arthropoda; Insecta; Diptera; Drosophilidae
Product: acetyl-coenzyme A transporter 1
Exons: 3
Coding region: 243-1826 (527 amino acids)
Cellular component (GO): membrane
Molecular function (GO): acetyl-CoA transmembrane transporter activity
Source: RefSeq, a predicted model, not a curated record
UGCUAUAAAAAUAUAUUGGAACGUCAACAAACAUAUGCCACGAAAGAAAAUAUUCCGAUUCGACGGAACAUGAAUUGAUUACAGAUCGGACUGGCAGAGAUUCAGACAGCCAUUCGAUCAGCCAUUUAACCAAAUUGAAGGCAUCGAGGGAACUGUAUCGGGGAAAUACGUAAAAAGCAAUACAUUUGAGUGACGUGGUCCUGGGACAUUUGUUGUUAUUUGUUGGUGAUUAGAAAAACAGCAUGUCCGCCAUAAGAAGAAAGCCAACGGGCAGCAAUGCCGACCAGGAGUUGCUCAUCGACGAGCCACCAAAGUCGGAGAAGGAGAAGGAGGCAGAGCACCAGAAGCCAGAUAUUCGUGGCGACCGGAGGAAUAUCGCCAUACUGCUGUUUCUGUACGUUCUGCAGGGCAUUCCCAUCGGUCUCAUAGCAGCCAUACCCAUGUUGCUCCAAAACAGAGGAGCCAGCUACAAGCAACAGGCGGAGUUUUCCUUCGCAUACUGGCCAUUCAGCUUGAAGCUGCUGUGGGCUCCAAUUGUGGAUUCCCUGUACAUCCGGCGAUUUGGACGCCGGAAAUCGUGGCUAGUCCCAGUGCAGUACCUUCUGGGAGCCUUCAUGUUGCUCCUCUCACUCCACGUGGAUCGGUGGCUGGGCGGGAAUGGUGUCGAUCCCAAUGUGCCGCUGCUAACGCUGCUCUUCUUCCUGCUCAACUUCCUGGCUGCCACCCAGGACAUCGCCGUGGAUGGCUGGGCUUUGACCAUGCUGAAGCGAUGCAAUGUUGGCUAUGCCUCCACUUGCAAUAGUGUGGGCCAAACCGCUGGCUACUUCUUGGGCUAUGUGGUGUUCAUCGCCCUGGAGUCCAAGGAUUUCUGCAAUACCUACUUAAGAGACGUCCCACUCGAGGAUGGCAUGAUCACAUUACCCCGCUUCCUUUGGUUCUGGGGCAUCACAUUUGUGGUGGCCACCACCUUGGUGGCUAUUUUUAAGAAGGAGAACGACAUCGAAGACGCACACAUGGACGCUCGCUACACGGAGGAACACGAGUUGAACAUCCAUCAAAGUUACAAGAUCUUGUGGGACAUGGUGCGCAUGCGUCCCGUCCAGAUCCUGGCAGUAAUUCUGCUCACCGUGAAGGUCACGUUUGCUGCCUCGGAUGCUGUGACCAGUUUAAAGCUAAUUGACGCUGGUGUGCCGAAAGAUAAGCUAGCUUUGCUGGCCAUUCCCCUAAUCCCGCUGCAGCUCAUCCUGCCGCUGGCGGUGGGUCGGUAUACGAACGGACCACGUCCCAUGGACGUCUAUCUGAAGGCCAUUCCCUACCGCAUCAUCAUGGCAACCGUGGCCACUGGCUUAGCCUACAUCACACCCUAUAUCGUCCGGGGAGGAUCAGUGCCUGUUUAUUACUACGUCCUGCUGAUCACCAGUUACGCCAUCUACCAAGUGUUCCUGUACUCCAUGUUUGUGGCCGCCAUGGCCUUCUUCGCCAAGAUCUCCGACCCAGCCGUCGGUGGCACCUACAUGACAUUCUUGAACACAUUGUGCAAUCUGGGCGGCAAUUGGCCCAACACAGUGGUGCUGUGGUUGGUGGACGUGCUCACCUGGAAGCAGUGCUCCACUAAUGAGGAAAAUACCUGCCAGGGCAAGGAGGAGCAACAGAGCUGUGAAGCGUCGGCUGGCAAGUGCGAGAUAACCUUCGAUGGCUACUACUUGGAGUCCGGCAUUUGCGUUCUGUACGGCAUAGUGUGGUUGCUGUUGGUGCGCAAGUGGAUCGUAUACUUGCAGGACCUGCCCGUGAAAUCCUGGUUGGUGGUCAAGCAGAAGUCGCGGUAGCAAUCAAUAGUGUGAUCCGGGGCCAGAUCGUCAUAAAGAUCCAGCACCGACCCGUAGGUACAAACAACUGAUUCUAGGAUUAGCAAACGUUUGCAUUCUGUAGGCUAGCGAAAUUACAAAUUCCCGCCUUGGUAUUGUUUUUUGUAUAACUAAUUUUGAUUCCGAAGGAAAUAAAAUCAAAUGUUGAAUUGAGCGAA